Molecule: messenger RNA, 1038 nt
Organism: Trichoderma virens Gv29-8
Lineage: Eukaryota; Fungi; Ascomycota; Sordariomycetes; Hypocreales; Hypocreaceae
Exons: 2
Coding region: 1-1038 (345 amino acids)
Source: RefSeq, a predicted model, not a curated record
AUGGCGCCUCCUAAAUUUUCUAUUACGCCCGAGAAGGAGGCCAGCAGAUCGCAGUGGAUUCAUCGCCAACUGAUUGCCAAGACACCGCCCGUCGCCAAAGAUGUGAAUCUAUCUGGGCAAACAGCUAUUGUCACUGGCUCCAACACUGGGCUCGGCCUCGAGACAGCCCGCCAGCUCCUCUACUUGGGCCUGUCUAAGCUCAUUCUUGCUGUGCGCUCCGAGGAGAAGGGGAAAGCUGCCCGUGAAGAGCUGCUCGCUGAUAAAGAAGCCGGGUCAGGAGAGAUCGAAGUCUGGAAUCUGGACCUGGAGUCAUAUGAUUCAGUCAUCCAGUUUGCUGAUAGGGCAAAGGCGCUAGAUCGUUUAGACAUUGCCAUCUUGAAUGCAGGUCUAUUCCAGGCCAAAGAGACGUUUAUUGCAUCCACUGGUUACGAGAGAUGCGUCCAAGUCAACUAUCUCUCCAGCGUCCUUCUGAUGACCCUUUUACUAGGAGCCCUCAAGUCUAAGAAUGAAACUCGCCCUGGUCGCUUGGUUCUCGUAUCAUCCGAUACGGCAGCCUGGGCCAACUUCAAGGAACAGAAGUCGCGACCGAUUUUAGCUACCUUCAAAAACAAGGCGGAUAAGUGGGAUAUGCAAGAGCGUUACGGAGUAAGCAAGCUUCUUGGUCAAUUCUAUCUGACAGAGUUGGCCAAAAGAGUGCCGGCGUCUGUCGUCACAAUAGAUGCUGCCAAUCCGAGCUUCUGCUAUGGAACUGCUCUGACGCGAGAUGGAGAUGGCACCAUUGCGGGUUUACUCCUGAAUGGCUUCAGGCGUGUGGUUGGGAAACCAACUGCUGUCGGAGCUCUCUCGAUCGUUCAUGCUGCCGUCAGUUUUGGUGAGGAAGUACAUGGGCAGUACGCAGAAGACGGAGAGAUACGACCUAUGGCCCCAAUCAUCUACAAGCCGGAAGCUGAAGAGAUAGGCAAACAACUAUGGGAUGAGACUUUGGCUGAAUUAUCAUUUGCUCGUUUGGAAGAGUCCAUUCAAGAGCUCACAAGCUAG